This is a messenger RNA of Bicyclus anynana (squinting bush brown), 2926 nucleotides long. RefSeq names its product outer dense fiber protein 2-like. Gene Ontology annotation, cellular component: centrosome. NCBI's taxonomy places the organism in Eukaryota, Metazoa, Arthropoda, Insecta, Lepidoptera, Nymphalidae. The coding region runs from base 1 to 2694 and encodes 897 amino acids. The record is from RefSeq and is a predicted model, not a curated record. Gene Ontology annotation, biological process: regulation of cilium assembly. The transcript has 21 exons.
AUGCAGAAUGGCAGCAAACACUUUCUUAAAAAUAUUUUAUUGUGCAUGUUGCAGGCGAUAAAGAAUCAUUCAAAAAAGAAGUCCAUAUGCGACCCUUCUAAAAGUUGCACUUCUAUAGAGUUCAAUAACCCGAAGUUUCACACACUGCCAAAGUUUUGGUACAGCCCAGAAAAGCAAGACCGACACAAUGUUCUUGGAUCUUGCCUUAAAUCACCACGUGAAGUCAAUACUGCCUCUGAAACAAACUUGCUAAUGAUUCAAAGAAAUGACAAUAUUGAAGACUUUACUUGUUUAGAAAAGGAUACAGCAGCUUGCGGAGACGAAAAAUUUGGUGGUGAAAAAUUUUCUCUCACAGACAUGCAGAACACCUCCCAUAAUAUCAGAAAAUUUAUAGUACAACUAAAAUCACAGCUGACUGCCAUUCUGGAAAUGGGUUGGGGAGGAGUACAUUCAAACACGUAUAAAAAAGAGAAAGAGUUUCUUCUCCCAGCUUCACCCUCUUCGAAAGACGUUGAUGAUCCACUUAUAAAGAAAGUACGUGACAUACACACAGAAACGCGAAGUAGUGUAAGAAUUGUACGAGACUCUAGAGCAAGGCUGCUUGAAAUACAAAAGAAGCCCAAUUUCACGGAAGCUGAUGUGAAUGAACUGAGAGAACGGAAUGAUUUACUUAUUCGUGUAAUGGAACGAUUUGACCGAGUUACUAAAAGUUUACAAAAAUUGGUUGGAACGGAAGUGUUAAAUUUAAAAAAUUCAAACGAUGAAGUUAAUCAAAAAUUUAAACCCACUCAAAUGGAUUUACCAUCAUAUCAAGGAAGGACAGCUCGCUCGACAGAAGUUUUAGCUCCGUGUAAAGAUUCUGACGGUACCUGUAGUUCGUCUCAACAAAGCAAGUCUGAAAUUGACUUGACUCGGAAAUUGAAUGAAAGUUACGAUAUGCAGGAGAAGUUGGUUGCGGAUAAUGCGGAUUUAGAAGUCAAGAGGUACAUCCUUUAUAAGGAGUUAAUGAUAAAGGAUCAAAACUUGGAGACCUGUCGGGCUCAAAUCAAGAGGCUUCAAGGCGAACUGAAAUUAAUGAACAAAGAGACUACAGCGCUUCACGAGAGAUUAAAUAGAAAUAAUCCCGAGGGCGAUGCGACUGCGAUAAAACAAGACCUCUCAUGUUACCCAGACAUUGAAAUAUUUACUCAGGAUGGCAAAAAGAUUUAUGUGAACAACGCGGCAGAAUUACUGACGAAGCUCGAUAAUUAUAAAGAUUCUUCAAAAGAUCUUGAAAAUUUACUAGAACAGCUAGAGAAUCAGGUUUGCGAUAUACGCGAGGAAAUGGCUGAUGUGAAAGCUGCGGGAAGCGCCUGCCGAGGCGGUGGCGGGAAAAAUAUAUGCUUUGAGCAACCGUCUGGAGCUCCGCCCGUUCCUCCGAUGACAAAAUCCUGUGGCGUUUGUCCUCCAUGUCCAGCGCCAUGUAAUCCUAACGCUCCACCGACUCCUGCAGAGAGAGAAGUGCAGAAACUUACCAUACAACUUCGUCAAACUGAAGAAAAUUUCAAGACGAAAGUCGCCGAGUGUGCAGUACUACGUACAGACUUGGCUAAAAAGAAAGAAGAACUAGAAAAGGAGCGAUGUCAGCACAGAGAGGUUCAAAAGAAACUGAGGGAGCUAGAAAUGAAAUUUGAAGGGCUAACGACCCACACUAAUAUGUUGAUGGGUACUAAGGAACAGGCGUUCGAACAAGAGGUCAACGUUAGAGCCCUAAAACAAUGUUACAGAGAAGCUAGAGACGAAAUAGAUGAGCUAAGGUUGUUGAUGAAAGAACAAAAUAACCAAUUACAAGAUUAUCGGGUCAAGUACCUUCAAGCUCAACAGCUAGUUGAAGAACAGCGAAGACAAAUGGACAUGAUGGACAUGGAUAACACUAGGAUCAGUGAACAGAUUAAUUUGGAGAUACAACGGGUUAAGCUCAAGUUUCAAGAAAAGCUGCAAGAGUUAGCACCGAUACCAGAUCUGCUGAAGGCAACGCAGAUUAGACUGAAAGACGCACAGCAAUCGCAGGCCAUAGCUGAGCACAAUGCAGAGCAAUUAGCGAGGGAACUGAAUUCUGCUAGAGAAAAGGUUCAUGCGCUUUUACAUAACAGUAUAAAACCACCUGAAAAAGGUCCAGAUAGAGGUGGUGAUGAGAAGCAAAUAAACUUACUUCAACAAAGAAUUUCACAACUUACGGAAAUUAAUCAAUCACUCAAGAGUGACAUAGAACGUCUCAAGGCUAAUACGAUACGUAUGGAGGAGUCAGUGCUUGCAAAUGAAAAGCGUUUGCACGAAAAGAUGCACGAAUGUGCACAACUAGGCGGGGAACUGGACAGGGCCCGCGAUGAAGCGGCCCGGGCAUUGCAACGGGCCAACGAGCGCACUGAUACUUUACGGAAGUGUAUGCAAACUACUGUAGGUGAGUUAGAAAGGCAAUUGGCAGCUACAAGGGCACAAGUUAAGACCGCCGAAAAGGAAAGAGAGGAAGUGCAAAAUCGUAUGCAGUGCCAGAUAAAGAGAUUGAGUGAAAACUUCGAACAAGCACAACUGAGGAUACUAGGCCUUAACACACAAGUAAAUGCUCUAAGACAUGCAGUAUCUAGCACUGGAGAAGGAGAAGGUGAUACAGAAGCGCAGGCUCAGGAAUGUACUUGCAAGUCAUUCUUUGAAUGAGACUUUAUUCUUAUUCAAAGAAGAACUCUUAAUUUUUUACAUGUUGAGCAAUUCUUUGUUAGCCGAUUGGUUAUAUAAAUAAAUACACUUUUUUCUUUUUAAUUUUUUAACAUAUACUAUAACAUAUUUUUCAAUAACGAUGGUUAUUUACUAUUUUUGAAAUUGUUUUAUAUAAAAACAUAUAUUUCCCAUUAAGUCACUUUACUUCUGUUGAUCGGUAAAGAAGGAAAUU